Messenger RNA from Schistosoma curassoni, 3675 nucleotides. NCBI's taxonomy places the organism in Eukaryota, Metazoa, Platyhelminthes, Trematoda, Strigeidida, Schistosomatidae. The record is from the annotation of a GenBank genome assembly.
UUCAAAUAAAAUCUAUUGGUCCGAAUUUUACUGUGUGGAAAUUUAGUGUAAUACUCUUGAUGCUGUGGUUUGGAUGUGGUGUUUAUCUGGACGAAUGCGUACUGGGUGCCGAGGUUUUUGAAUGCGGAAAAUAUGGAUAACUCAUUUACGAUGGAAGGCCCUUUAAGCAAAUGGACUAAUCUCGUCAAUGGUUGGCAAUACCGUUGGUUUGUGCUUGACAUAAGCCUAGGGGUUUUAUCUUAUUACACGUCUAAAGAGAAGAUGAUGCGGGGCGAUAGACGUGGAUGUGUAAAGUUAAAAAAUGCUCAAGUUGGGAUUGAUGAUGAAGAUGAUAGUACAUUCACCAUAACUGUUGAUCACAAAACAUUUCACUUCCAAGCUCGUAACUCAGAUGAACGUCAAAAGUGGCUAGACGCUUUACAGGAGGCUAGGGAUUUACAUACGCAGAAUUAUGCUCUUCUGAAUCAGACCAAUCGUUUACUGGAACAUCCUUGCAGCCUUUCCGAAUUCGACCGUCGUAUCGUAGAGGCAGAUGCUUUUUUACAAAUUCUCAUAGAUCAACAUGAGCAACUGGUCAGUCAUAUUCCAUCGUCCGAUGAAUGUCGGCCGGAGAUUAUGGGUGCUGUCACUUUUCGGAUGCAAAGGCUUAUCGAACUGGUGAAAAAGACAAUUGUAUGCCUCCAGUUUGCCAGAGGUUCAGUCAAUAGUUCAUAUCGUAUACCGAUUACUUUGAAUGACAACAUUGUUUCUGAUGCAGUUGACAUUCCGCAAACUUUACAAUUCGAUACGUCUAUAUCAAGCAGUGCUUUCUCUACAUUGAAAGUGAAAGAUUAUGAUUUAAAAGUACAUGAGAUAAAUCAUACAUUUAUGAACCUUCAAAGUGGUGAAGGUGAUGGUGAAAAUCCAUUCACUUCUUGUCAAGAGUCCUUAUCUAAUGCUUCCCCUAUUAUAACACAGAAACCUUCCAGAAAACAUUCUACUCGUAAUUCUCGACGUUUGGAAAAAAGCAAAUUACACAAGCGGCCAUCUUCUACUACAGAAUCAUCCAUCGAAUCCCAUUCAAUACGUUCACAUCCUGAGCAGCUAGCUACUAUUUCUUCAUCACUCCCUAAUGAUACUGUGAUUGUGAAAAGAUGCUUUGAUGCAUUAGAUUCACCCUCUUCUAAUUAUCCACCAUUGUCCAUCCCAAGAAUGCCAGUUAGGUCUUAUUCUUCUUCAGAUGAUGAUCAGGCUCAAUUGGAUCAAGAAGAAGAGGAUGAAGAAUUCUUUGAUACUCAAGAAGAUAUUUCUGUCAACUGCGCAAUAACAAAUUCUCCACAACCUGUCAAGGAUAAUACAAUUCUAAGCAUGCAUUCAAAUCCAACUGUGCCUAUAACGAAAUCUGGUCGUUAUCGUUCAAGUCAGUCAUCAUCAAAUAAUCAGACGAAUUCGUCUUUGGAUGAUACCUUCGACGAAUUGUAUGAUGAUGAAAAGGAAGAAGAGUUAGGUUCUGUGCAAUCUCACGGUUCUGUGAUAACACAUCUUCUUUCUCAGCUUCGGAUCGGAAUGGAUUUAACUAGAAUCACUUUGCCCACAUUCAUUCUCGAACGUCGUUCUACACUGGAAAUGUAUGCAGACUUUUUAGCACAUGCUGAUUUAUGGGCUGUUAUUCCUAAUGCAUCAACGCCUCGUGAUCGUAUGGUUGCUUGUCUUCGGUGGUAUUUGUCUGCAUUCCAUGCUGGCAGACGAUCGUCAGUUGCUAAGAAACCUUACAAUCCUACAUUAGGUGAAAUAUUUCGCUGUUAUUGGCCUUUAUCUACAGAGAGUGGAGAUGAUUCGACAAAUGCAUCAGAAAAACCACAGGAAAAAUUAUAUAAUUCUGGUCCUGUUCCUUGGGCGCCUCACAAUUCCGUAGUCUUCUUAGCAGAACAGGUCUCACACCAUCCUCCUAUAUCCGCCUUUUAUGCUGAACAUGUUAAUAAUCAAAUAGCUGUAGAUGGACACUUGUGGACUAAAUCAAAAUUUCUUGGUCUAAGUAUAGCUGUAGAAAUGGUUGGUUCAGCUGUCAUAUCAUUACUAAGUCGUGAUGAAGAAUAUGUGGUUACGUUUCCAUGUGGAUAUGGCAGAAACAUUCUCACUGUUCCAUGGAUUGAAUUGGGUGGGAAAACUAGCAUCACAUGCUUAAAAACUGGCUAUAUAGCUAAUAUCGAGUUUCGAACAAAACCUUUUUAUGGUGGUAAACGAGAUACUUUACGUGCUGAGGUUUUUGGACCUAAUGAUAAGAAGGCAUUUCUUAUUGUUGAAGGUGAAUGGAAUGAUAAGAUGUUAGCGAAGUGGCCUCAUGGUAAAAAUGAGUUAUUCAUUGAUACCCGUAACCUACCAACUGUAAGAAAACAUGUCCUUCCUCGAUCUCGCCAAGAAGAAAAUGAAUCAAGACGAUUGUGGGAGGAAGUGACAUAUAAUUUAAAAGUGGGUAAUAUCGAUGCAGCAUCAGAUGCUAAACAUCGUUUGGAACAGCGACAACGAGAUUUAGCUCGACAGAGAAGAGACUCAAAACAUACAUGGACACCAAAAUACUUUCGUGAAGAGGGAGAAAACUGGAUUUAUAGACAUCCUUUAAUUCAACGCCUACAUCAAUCACUCAAUCAAAAUAGUUCUCCCACUGAACCACGAGCAAUCUCCAAAAAUACGAAUUUAGCAUGUUCACCGGAUAUAGUUGUUAAUCCAGUUUCUUGCAACAACGCAAUAACCGAUUCUCCUCAGAUAGUCCAUGCUACUACAACUAAUUCUUCAAUCCCUGUAAUUGAAUAUUUCCCCAGUCCAUAGUUUAUAACUUCAUAUGAUUUUUAGAAAUUACAGUUUUUUUUCCGGUUUAUCACAAUUAAUGUAAAGCUCGACAAUAAUAUUUGUUUUGCUCAAAGUGGAGAUAAUAUGUAUUUUUAAGAUCUUUUUCCCUUUAAUAUCUUUUUUUUUUACAUUUCAUUGUCUUUGUUCUCCGCACUUAUUUGUGUUUCUUUCAAAACCAGUUUCAUGGACGAUUUUGAAUGCACAUUUCUCUAGUGGUUUUACACAUCCUCUCUCCUCUAUCUAUAAUUUCUUAAAUGGUGCUCGGAUUGAUUACAUAUUCAUUCCAUAAUAAUCAUAAUGCAAACGAUAUUAUCCCCCUUUUGGUUCUCUAUUCAUCUCGCUUUUUUUUCUGUUAUAUUUCACUUCUAACAUUCAAUUCUGUUAUUUAUUGUUUGCUUCUCUAGUUUGAUUUUUAUUUUGAAACUUUUAUUAAAAUGGAUGCAUUGUACUACCAUAUUUUUCUUUCCCAUUUACUUUCAUCGUUUUUUUCCUUUUAAGCUUCCUAUAACUUGUUCGCUUGUUUGUUACUUUCCUUCUGUACAAAGAAAGUCAACAAGAUGUAUUAAAUGCUCUGACCGUAGAAUAGUUACAUGUGUGUGUAAACAAGGGUCCUACUAUUUCUCUGUAUGAUCAUAUUUGUUAUGUACUAUAUAAUUUGUGUUAACCUGUCGAGGUCGAUAACUAUUUUCAGUAUUUAAACUUUUCGAAUGUUUGAUUCUAUUUUUGCUAACUCAUCGUUUUCUCAAAAAUCGGAGUUACAGCCGUUACUCUUGUUUUCCAUUUUAAAUAUAGCUGUUUACAGAGAUAUGACUCCACUCGACUUAUAUCAAGUAUAAUAUAGAUAUAUUC